Betta splendens (Siamese fighting fish) is the source of this 1194-nucleotide messenger RNA. It is a transcript of the gene haao, whose product is annotated as 3-hydroxyanthranilate 3,4-dioxygenase. Gene Ontology annotation, cellular component: cytoplasm. NCBI's taxonomy places the organism in Eukaryota, Metazoa, Chordata, Actinopteri, Anabantiformes, Osphronemidae. The transcript has 10 exons. The record is from RefSeq and is a predicted model, not a curated record. Gene Ontology annotation, biological process: quinolinate metabolic process; 'de novo' NAD+ biosynthetic process from L-tryptophan. Gene Ontology annotation, molecular function: 3-hydroxyanthranilate 3,4-dioxygenase activity; iron ion binding. Bases 111 to 971 code for a protein of 286 amino acids.
CAGUUUGAACUUUCGGUGUCAUUGUUCAACCUAGUGUGUGCGACAGAUCUGUCAGAGGCUCGACAUUGCAGAAUAAAACGCAAUCAAAACUAAAACUAAAACUAAAAAAAAUGAGUAACAGUCUUCUUGUUCAUGUGGAGAAGUGGAUCGCAGAGAACCAGAAUGCUUUUCUGCCACCCGUGUGCAACAAGCUGAUGCACUUUUCCCAGCUGAAUAUCAUGUUUGUUGGUGGUCCAAAUACAAGGAAGGAUUAUCAUAUAGAGGAAGGGGAGGAGUUGUUCUACCAGCUGAAGGGAGACAUGUGCCUGAAGGUGAUUGAGAACGGCAAACACAAGGAUGUGCACAUUAGGGAGGGAGAGAUGUUCCUGCUUCCUGCUCGAAUCCCACACUCCCCCCAGAGAGACGCCAACACUGUGGGACUGGUGAUCGAGAGGAGACGACUGCUGACUGAGACCGACUGCCUGAGGUACUAUGUGGACAACACCACUGAUACCCUGUUUGAGAAAUGGUUCUACUGUCACGAUCUGGGAACACAACUGGUGCCAGUGAUAAAAGAGUUCAUGGCAUCAAAGCAGAAUAAAACAGGAAAGCCUGAUCCAAAUGAAGUCUUCCGAGAGACUCCCUUCCAGCUGAAUACUAUGAACGUGAUGGCGCCUUUCUCCUUCAAAGGCUGGCUGGACAAACAGAGGCCAACGCUGGCCAGUGGCAGAAGCGUCGACAUGUUCGGAGCUCAGUUUGAAACGGAGGCGAUGGUGUUUGGUUCUGGACUGACAGAGACAGCGGUGCGUCAAAGCGAUGUCUGGAUUUGGCAACUGGAGGGAUUAUCAAAAGUCACUGUGAACGAGAAGGAGUUCACAUUGUCUGCAGGGGACAGUUUACUCAUUCCUGAACACAGCAAGUACCGAUGGCAGAGAGAAGAGGGGGCCAUUGCCCUGUUUGUGGUUCAGAACCCUGAGCGGAAGAGAUCCUGAACGUGACCUGUUAUUCAAACAUAGUUCUGUACCCACACUACACCUUGAUCUGUCAGUGUUCAGUCUUAUCACAUACAGUAUAUAUCUGGAAAUCAUAUAUGUUAGAAGCUUCUGUUAUGUGUAAAAAAUUAACUCAGGCCCAUUUCAGUAUUAACGUGCUCAAGAAUCUGUGGAUAAUUGUAAAGUGCACUUUGAUAUAGUAAGAUAAAGGAAUUACAUCAAA